Drosophila santomea is the source of this 424-nucleotide messenger RNA. RefSeq names its product histone H4. NCBI's taxonomy places the organism in Eukaryota, Metazoa, Arthropoda, Insecta, Diptera, Drosophilidae. Gene Ontology annotation, biological process: nucleosome assembly. The transcript has a single exon. The coding region runs from base 69 to 380 and encodes 103 amino acids. Gene Ontology annotation, molecular function: protein heterodimerization activity; structural constituent of chromatin; DNA binding. The record is from RefSeq and is a predicted model, not a curated record. Gene Ontology annotation, cellular component: nucleosome.
AAUGUUGAAAUUAGUUCUUCAGUGACUUUCGGACUGUGUGUGUGCAGAAUAGUAUAAAACAGUGAAUAAUGACUGGUCGUGGUAAAGGAGGCAAGGGAUUGGGAAAAGGUGGCGCCAAGCGUCAUCGCAAAGUGCUUCGUGAUAACAUCCAAGGUAUCACGAAGCCUGCUAUCCGCCGUUUGGCUCGUCGUGGCGGUGUGAAGCGCAUAUCUGGACUCAUAUACGAGGAAACGCGUGGUGUUUUGAAGGUUUUCUUGGAGAACGUAAUUCGUGAUGCCGUCACCUACACCGAACACGCUAAGAGAAAGACUGUUACAGCCAUGGAUGUUGUGUACGCUCUGAAGAGGCAAGGCCGCACCCUCUACGGAUUUGGCGGUUAACAAAAAGUCCUGUACUUUUAUUAAGCAAUCGGUCCUUUUCAGGA